Messenger RNA from Lactuca saligna, 633 nucleotides. The record is from the annotation of a GenBank genome assembly. Lineage: Eukaryota; Viridiplantae; Streptophyta; Magnoliopsida; Asterales; Asteraceae.
AUGACACCAUUGUUGAAUUACUCCGUUGUACAAAACAACGAUUGCCUCCUGUGGUUGAACUCUCAACAGCCCAAAUCUGUUCUCUACGUCAACAUUGAUAAUCACUCACAACUCACACAGGUACAAACCUUCGAGCUUUGGCAUGGUUUGGUGAAUAGUAAAAAGGGGUUCUUAUGGGUACGAUGGCCGGACUCCAUAGCUUUAGAAGGUCGAAUUCUGGCGAAGCUCAUCAAUGGCAUGAAGGAGAAGGGUUUCAUUGUUGAUUCGGCUUCAAAUAACCAGCUCUUGGCUCAUAAAGCAAUCGGCGGGUUCUUGACCGAUGGCGAUUGGGACUCGACUCUUCAAGGCAUUGUUGAGGACGUGUCGAUGAUCUAUUGGCCAACUUCUUGGGACCAACGAGUAAAUAGCAAGUUCAUGAGUAAGACAUGGAAGGUGGGGAUGCAUAUGGAAGAAAGAUGCGAUAAAAAUAUAAUCGAGAAAACAAUACGAGAUGUUAUGGGAUCCAAGGAUCAUGACUUGAUAGAAAAUGUAAAUAAAAUGAAAAAGUUGGCCAGAAAAAGUGUAAGCAUUGGUGGAUCAUCCUAUAUAAUGUUGGAUAAUCUAGUAAAUAGUAUUAUCGUGAUGCAUCUUUAA